Symbiodinium sp. CCMP2592 is the source of this 1262-nucleotide messenger RNA. The record is from the annotation of a GenBank genome assembly. NCBI's taxonomy places the organism in Eukaryota, Dinophyceae, Suessiales, Symbiodiniaceae.
AUGGGCCAGUCGGAGGUUCGGCCAAACACGGUAACGGUCAACGCGGUCAUGAGCGGACUGGAAGGAACUGGCUGGCUGCGGGCCUUUGACUUGCUUCGUGAUGCCUCAAAGACAAGGCAUCAAGCUGAUGAGAUUGGCCUCAACACCGCUGCUAGAGCUUGCACCGGGCGAGCCUGGUCCAAGGCGCUGGAGCUUCUUCACGGGAUGCCCGCGCACGGGCUCCGGGGCAGCCGAUCCGGCAUCAACGCUGUGCUGAAAGCUUGCGCAAGCAGAUGGGAGUGUGGCUCUCUGCUACACCUCCGCCGGCCAGACCUCGUGACGUUCAACACAGCCAUUGCCAGCCUGGAGCCUGAGGGCUGGGCCUGCGGCUUGGCCUGGGUGGCGGAGAUGCAGGUGGAGAGGCUCGCCGGAUCCCUGGCCACCUACGUCUCUGCGGCCACACUGCUGGGCCAGGGUACGGCUUGGCAGCACGCCGUUGCCUUGCUGGAUGCUUGUCUGCUUUCUGGACUGGAGCCAAACGUGGCUUUGCGGUCGUCCUUGCUCAGCUCUUCGUCGAAGGUCCUUCGUUGGGCGGCUGCUCUCUGCAUCUUCGGGGAGGUGGAUGCACGCCAGGCCGACGACCGCUGCCGGGCCAGCGUUCUGCCGGCACUCGCCGGGAGCUGGCCGCGGGCUCUGAGCCUCCUACCAGGCCGGUAUCUGCAAAGUCGGGCGACUGCGGCUGCUGCCGGCACUUGCCAGGACGCCUGGGGUCGUUGUCUCCUCCUUCUACGAGAUCUUGCCUCCCGAGGCGGUCGAGACUUCGCAGCGGUGACAACUGCUGCAAUCGCUGCCUUGGACAAGGAAGGAAACUGGGCGUCGGCAUCGGCCCUGCUGCGCCUCGCCGAUCCGGUCGAUGAGGUGAUGUGCACAGCCGUGCUGAGCGCCGCCAGGUCUUCGGACGCUUGGCCUAGAGCUGCAGCAUGGCUCUACACAAUGGCCUCAGGGCGCUUGAACCCGGUGGAUGCCAGCUUCAACGCGGCGGCGACGGCCGCGUCCUCCGGGCACAGGUGGGCUUUUGCUUUACGCCUGGUCCCGUUUGCUGCUUCCUUCGGUGCAAAUGCCUCCCUGGCGGCAAUGCGCAGAGCGUGGUGGAGGGCACUGGCAAGGUUGGCGGCCAUGGAGGACGACAGUGUGCUGGUGGACUGCAUCAGUUACAACUCGGUUCUGGCAGCCCUGGCUUCGGACAGCUGCUGGCGCUGGGCUCUCGAUCGGGCCAAGCGCAU